GAAAUGAAACUAACAGUCAGUGCUACUGAGAGCAGAAAUGGAGCAGCAGGCGGUUAAGCUGGAUCGAGAAACUUUCUCCUGUUCAAUCUGUCUGGAUCUACUGAAGGAUCCAGUGACGACUUCCUGUGGACACAGCUACUGUAUGAACUGUAUUACAAAGUUCUGGGAUGAAGGUGAGAAAAAGGAAAACUACCACUGUCCUCAGUGCAGCACAACCUUCACACAGAAGCCUGACCUGCAGAAAAACACCAUGCUAGCAGCUUUAGUGGAGCAGCUGAAGAAGACUGGACUCCAAGCUGCUCCUGCUGACCACUGUUAUGCUGGACCUGAAGAUGUGGCCUGUGAUUCCUGCACUGGAAGAAAACUGAGAGCCAUCAAGUCCUGUUUAGUCUGUCUGGCCUCUUUCUGUGAGAAACACCUUCAGCCUCAUUUUGAUUCAGUUGCAUUCAAGAAACACAAGCUGGUGGAGCCGUCCAAGAACCUCCAGGAGAACAUCUGCUCUAAGCAUGAUGAGGUGAUGAAGAUGUUCUGUCGCACUGAUCAGAAGUGUAUCUGCUAUCUCUGCCCUGUGGAUGAACAUAAAGGUCAUGAAACAGUGUCAGCUGCAGCAGAAAGGACUGAGAGGCAGAGAGAGCUGGAGGAGAGACGAGGAAACAUCCAGCAGAGAAUCCAGGACCAGGAGAAAGAUGUGAAGCUGCUUCAACAGGAGGUGGAGGCCAUCAAUCGCUCUGCUGAUAAAACAGUGGAGGACAGUGAGAAGAUCUUCACCCAGCUGAUCCGUCUCCUCCAGAAAAGAAGCUCUGAGGUGAAGCAGCAGAUCAGAUCCCAGCAGGAAACUGUAGUGAGUCGAGUCAAAGAUGUUCAGGAGAAGCUGGAGCAGGAGAUCACUGAGCUGAAGAGGAAAGACGCUGAGCUGGAGCAGCUCUCACACACAGAGGAUCACAGCCAGUUUCUCCUCAACUACCCCUCACUGCCAGCACUCAGUGAGUCUACACACUCAUCCAGCAUCAACAUCUGUCCUCUGGGACACUUUGAGGACGUGACAGCAGCUUUGUCAGAGCUCAGAGACAAACUACAGGACGUCCUGAGAGACUCAUGGACAAACAUCUCACUGAUGGUCACUGAGGUGGAUGUUCUACUGUCAGAACCAGAACCAAAGAGCAGAACUGGAUUCUUAAGAUAUUCAUGUGAAAUCACUCUGGAUCCAAACACAGCAAAUACAUGGCUGAGACUAUCAGAGGGUAACAGGAAGGUGACAAAAUUGGAUAAAGAUCAGUCUUAUUCUAGUCAUCCAGACAAAUUUACCCGAUUGUGGCAGGUUCUGAGUAUAGAGAGUCUGACUGGACGUUGUUACUGGGAGGUGGAGUGUAGAAGCUCAGUUUAUGUAGCAGUUGCAUACAAGAGUAUCAGCAGAGCAGGAUGGGGUAUUGAAUGUAAAUUUGGAUAUAAUGAUAAAUCUUGGGCAUUAUAUUGUUCUCAAAACGAUAGCACAUUUGGCCACAACAACAUCUGGACCUCCAUCUCAGGUCCAGUUUCCUCCAGAGUCGGAGUGUACCUGGAUCACAGAGCAGGUAUUCUGUCCUUCUACAGCGUCUCUGAAACCAUGACUCUCCUCCACAGAGUCCAGACCAGAUUCACUGAACCGCUACUGGCUGGAGUUUGGCUUGGAGAAUCUGCUGAGUUCUGUAAACUUUAACUGCGAGAUUCUCACUGC
Xiphophorus couchianus (Monterrey platyfish) is the source of this 1714-nucleotide messenger RNA. Its product is annotated as tripartite motif-containing protein 16-like. Lineage: Eukaryota; Metazoa; Chordata; Actinopteri; Cyprinodontiformes; Poeciliidae. Bases 38 to 1696 code for a protein of 552 amino acids. The transcript has a single exon. Gene Ontology annotation, molecular function: protein binding; zinc ion binding. The record is from RefSeq and is a predicted model, not a curated record.